Adineta ricciae is the source of this 729-nucleotide messenger RNA. Lineage: Eukaryota; Metazoa; Rotifera; Eurotatoria; Adinetida; Adinetidae. The record is from the annotation of a GenBank genome assembly.
AUGCCUGUUAGACAAACAACAACAACUGUAACUACAACCCAACCACCGAAUAAAUAUGAGUACAAAACAAUCAAAGAAUUAUAUAAACUGGAUCGACCAAGUGGUGCUAAAUGGUGUUUUUACGGUGUUGUUAAAUUUCGACGAGAUAUCAAUGAUAAUUGUAUGCUACUAGGCAUUUGUGAUCCCACGUCUUAUGGAAAAGGUCCGAAGGGUGUCAGUUGUCUUUUGUAUCGUGAAUCCUUUGCUGGUAUGAUUGAACUUCCGGUUGAAAUCGAAGUUGGGCAUCUGAUACGUUUGCAUCGCAUGAAAAUUACUUCUUACAAACCGGAAAGUGGUUGUAUUCAAAUGAAAUCAUCCAACUAUUACAGUUGGCUUAUAUUCAAUGCUGAAGAUGAUGGGAAUUACAAACCGAUUGCUCAAAGUAGUUUUUCUUACACAUUUUGUAAUGGUGAUCGUCGUAGAAUUGAUGAUUUGCGCGAGUGGUUAUCGUCAUUUGGCGACGACGAAACUUUACAAAGUGAAUUGGAUUUUCAAUAUAUUUCGCUUGAACCAAAGUUGUUCAACGAUCAAUCUACACAAACAAAUGAAAACGACGCGCACCGUGUCAAUACACGUGAGAUGAUCAGUUCAAGCGAUGAAAGUGAAUCAUCCGCGUUACUUUCGACUCCAGAAGUUAUCGAACCGAUAAAAAAACUCCAAAUAACUGCGUUCUUUUAUUCACCUCGAUAA